AUGAAGGAACUGUACGGUCUCUACAAGCAGUCCACUGUUGGGGAUAUAAAUAUAGAGUGUCCUGGCAUGCUAGAUCUGAAGGGCAAGGCCAAGUGGGAAGCAUGGAACGUAAAGAAAGGCUUGUCUAAAGAAGAUGCGAUGAGCGCCUAUGUGUCUAAAGCCCAUGAGCUGAUAGAAAAAUACGGCGUGUAA
Staurois parvus is the source of this 192-nucleotide messenger RNA. Lineage: Eukaryota; Metazoa; Chordata; Amphibia; Anura; Ranidae. The record is from the annotation of a GenBank genome assembly.